CGACAAAUUACCACUACCGCCCGUGUUGUGGGAAGUACGGGCAAAAAAAUCCGUCUCCGUAACUUCUGAUGACUAAACAACGGUGUUUCUGUAUAUUGUUAAUUUUUUUCAAUCCAGAAUCUCACACUGAAACCGUUGUAAUUUAAUAUCAACUCAGUUUCAUCUAAUGGAGUUUAAUCUGGGUGACAGUCCGGUCACAUCGCAUUCGUGGAAUGGAAAUAGAAGUCAGAUCGCAGUAAUCCCGAAUAGCAAUGAAGUCCAUAUUUACAAGUAUGAGCCAAACCUUAGCGACUGGACACUGUUAGACAACCUAGAUCAGCACGGACUUCUAAUAACCGGUAUCGAUUGGGCACCUAAUACAAAUCGAAUUGUUACGUGUUCAGCGGACCGCAAUGCGUAUGUAUGGACCAUUGAUGAUAAAGGAAAAUGGAAACCAACUCUUGUAUUAUUAAGAAUCAGUAGAGCCGCAACUUGUGUUAAAUGGUCACCAAAUGAAAAGAAAUUUGCUGUUGGUUCAGGAGCUCAGUUAAUAUCUGUAUGUUAUUUUGAAGUUGAAAAUGAUUGGUGGGUAUCAAAACAUAUUAAAAAACCUAUCCGAUCUACAGUAACUGCAUUAGAUUGGCAUCCCAAUAAUAUGGUGUUAGCUACUGGUACUGCUGAUUUUCGAGUUAGACUGUUUAAUGUACAUAUGAAAGAAGUUGACCAGUGUCAAAAAGUUAAAACUGCUUGGGAUAGUGAUGAUACAUCAGUGCCAAAUUUAGUUGCAGAGUUUACCAAUUCUUCUAGAGGAGGUGGAUGGAUCCAUGGACUUGCAUUUAAUAAAAAUGGAGACCGAUUAUGUUGGGUGGCUCAUGAUUCAUCUAUAACUGUAGCAGAUGUAUCUAAAGGGAGCAUAUUUGUAAAUAAAUUAAAAACAAAUGAGUUACCUUUCAUUAGCUGUAUUUGGGUUACAGAUAGAGCAAUUGUUGCUGCAGGCCAUGGAUGCUGUCCUAUGUUAUACUGCAUUGACACUAAUAACAAAGUGCAAUUUGUUUCUAAGAUAGAUUGUUCUCAAAAAAAAGAAGCUGCCGGCUUGAGUGCAAUGAGGAAAUUUCAAAGUUUAGAUCGACAAGCACGAAUUAACAGUGACUAUGAACUUGAUACUAAACAUCAGAAUACAUUAACUUGUUUGCGUAUUCAUUCUGAAUCAAAUGAUACAGUCACAAAGUUUACAAGUAGUGGUUUGGAUGGUAAAAUAAUAUUAUGGGAACUCAAUAGUUUAGAUAAAUUGCUUCAAGGUUUAAAAAUUUAGCCUGAUGAAACGACUAUUGUAUGUACAUAAAUUUAUUUGAUUUCAAUAAUUACUUUACUGUUACUAA
Molecule: messenger RNA, 1358 nt
Organism: Sipha flava (yellow sugarcane aphid)
Lineage: Eukaryota; Metazoa; Arthropoda; Insecta; Hemiptera; Aphididae
Gene: Arpc1
Product: actin-related protein 2/3 complex subunit 1A
Exons: 8
Coding region: 167-1291 (374 amino acids)
Biological process (GO): Arp2/3 complex-mediated actin nucleation
Cellular component (GO): actin cytoskeleton; Arp2/3 protein complex
Molecular function (GO): actin filament binding
Source: RefSeq, a predicted model, not a curated record